This is a messenger RNA of Didymodactylos carnosus, 1875 nucleotides long. The record is from the annotation of a GenBank genome assembly. Lineage: Eukaryota; Metazoa; Rotifera; Eurotatoria; Philodinida; Philodinidae.
AUGCAAAACUCUUAUUCGUGUAAAAAGAUUUUGAAAAAUAUUUCUAUAGCCAGACGAUCGUUAGAUGAUGUACUCAUGAUUCAAAAGUGUGGCAUAUCGGAGGUGAUACCAUUAAAAUAUCAUCCAGAUAAAAAUAAAGAUCCAAAAGCUGAAGAACAGUUUCGUCAAAUAGCCGAAGCCUACGAUGUACUCGGAUCGGAAGAUAAACGUCGCCAAUACGAUUCACUUGGACAUCAAGGUUAUACUUCACACGGUAGUCAAGGCGGUGGUGGUGCUCAUUCAUCGUUCCACUUUAAUAUGAACGAUUUUUUCAAAAAUUUUGACGAAGCAUUUCAAUCUCAUCAUCAACAACAUCAAGAGCAUCAUCAACGUGCCCAUCAACGUGCUCACCAAAAUGCAUUUAAUUUUGGUUCCGGGGGAUUUUUUGAUUUCAAUUCGUUGUUUGAUGAUGAUGAUUCGGUCAUGAAUGGUGGUGAAGAUAGUUUUUUUGGUGGUGCAUUUCCAUCAUUUGGCGGUUUUGGUGGUGGAGACGUGUUUGGUGAUAUGGGUGGUAGUCAUGUACAUGUGCAGCAUUCAUCGUUUUCUCGUAGUACUAGUGGUAGUGGACAAAAGUGCCAUACAGUAACGAAAAAACAAGAGUUAUCUACAAUGAAUGACACUAGCACACGUUCAUCGAGAGAAAAGUUGAGCUUUAUGAAUAAUGGUCAAAUGAUCGUUAAAACAGAUUUAUCGUCUUUAUUAACUGAUUAUAGUAAAAAUCAAAGACAGUAUAAUGAUCGAAUUCAAUCAUUAGAACGUGAGAUGACCUUGUUAAGAACAGAAGUUAAGAAUGCAUGUACAUCACAAUCUUCACAGGACACAGAUAAUGAAUUAAAUCGUACAUAUUCAACAAAAAUUCCACGUUCAUCCUAUCACCACGAGAAGCAUGUCCAGCAGCAGCAGCCACAACACCAGAAUGAAGUAAAAUCAGCCAGAACUGCUACUUCUUCUCUUCAAUCAGCUCGUGUAACGAGUCCGUCAAGAAUACCCUUACCAAUCAAAUCAGCUGUUGCACGUAAACUACCGAAUAAUGAAUCGUUGAAUCAAACACAGCAUAAAACACAUCAAUUUAAUAUUUCUAAUACGCAUUCAGUUGACGGAUCAUUUUCACGUGUUUUACCACAGUUACCAUCGAGAAGCAAAAGUUUUAAUAGUAUAGAUCGAAAAUCAAACACGAAUCAAUCCACUACGUCGUCUACUACAACACUACAGAAAUCAUCGACAACAACAAGUAUUUCGAAUACUAACAUGCAUCCGCAAUCAAUAUCAGCGAUGGACGAAGCAAAUCUAAUACGUUCAUAUAACACUUAUGUUGAACAACUAUUGAAAAAGGAUAAUCAAAAUAGGCGAUUAGCAGAAUUACGUAUACCGAAUUAUACUUCUAUCGAAGAUGUUAUUAGAACCAAUGAGGCAAUUUUGGACAAUGAUCGUUUACGGACUGAGUUAAGUCGUUUAAAAACUGAAAGUAUACUACUUUUGCGAACAAUGAAAUCACCUGGUUCAGAUAAUAUCGGCAACGACAAAAUUAGUGCUGAUCGAGAACGUCAAGAAUUAGUUGUGGAAUUAUCUCGUCAGGUAGAAGAAAAUAAACGUUUAAGAAAAUCCCUUUUAGCUCAAUCUGCCAAAUAUUUGACAUUAAGACAUACGGGUAAUAUAUUACCAAAUGAUAGUCAUAGAACAUCACCGGAUUUGUUGCCACAACAACAACAACAACAACAAGAUAAGACGGAUAUGAAGACGAAUUCAAAAGUGACUAAUAUGAAUAAUUCCAAUAAUGGAAAUAUACAUCGUGCAAAGACUUUCUUUCAUUUAAGAGAUAAUCGUGAUACUGUAUAA